UCCUCGGUCACUUUAUGUAAGCAGUGAUUUUCAUUACUAACAAUGCAAGAGAGCGGAAGGCUCGGCAUGCUCUUGGUAGCAUUUUUAUGUCUGUUCUAUGCAACACAAGGUUCACCAUUAACGGACAUACACAGCAAAGGUGUGACGGACAUAGAGCUUGAGAAUGUCAUCCGUAAGGUGCUAAAGGAGAAUCAUGAUGGCCACCAAAAGCGUAAAGAGCAAACAGCUGAUACAAAUGGCAAUGAACGAGAGAUUGAAAGUAUUAUGGAACAGAUCCUGAAGCAGAAACGAAAAAACCUACAAAAGCGUGAUCAUCCCAAAAUUGAAAAAAAUGACGAUGAUAAAUUGAACAAGAUUAACAGCGAGACCCUUUGUGAAAACGACAAGUGUCAUAAGGCACGGGUUGAUGAUUUUAACCGAAACUUUAUGAAUGACGGUCAUGAAAGGCAAAAGCCAAAGAGAAAAGGAGGAAACAAAAGGUACAUUGAUACAUCUGGGAAUGGACUAUGGCCUAAUGGAAUCGUCCCUUACGACUCAAGUCAGCUGACCAAUUAUUUCCAAUCGAGUACGGAUGCUGACAUCACCCAAAGUGGAAUACCCGGAUUUUUAUUGGAUGCCGUUGAACUGUUCAAGGAAAAAACAUGUCUGGAAUGGAGGCAAAGAGCAUCAGGGGAUGGAAACGAAUACGUGAAAAUCACCGGAAGUAACACAGGAGGGUGUUCCGCAGGUGUGGGGAGAUACUCGGGGACAUCAACACCAAUACAUUUAAACUUACACGUUUCCGGAGGCUGUAAUUUUCUGUACGUCGUGUUGCACGAGUUCAUGCAUGUCAUAGAUGGUACACACGAACAACAGCGUCGAGACCGCGACGAAGCACUCACAAUGAUUUGGAGCAAACUUCAGCCAGAUGCUGCCUCGAACUAUAUAACAGAAAAAGAUGACACAUUUUCUUCCUCCGCCACUGAAUUUAGUUUGGCAUCCGUCUUAAUGUAUUCUAGAUUUAUAUUUGCUGUAACUAGUGGGCAAGAGACAAUGUCAAUUAAAGACAAGGAUUUGAAAUUCCUGACCGAAGAUACAAAAAACACAUUUUCUUUUUACGAUCGAGAAGCUAUCACAAAUGUCUACCAAUGUGGAAAAGAUUGUACCAGCACUGUUUGUCAUAACGGAGGAUUUGCUACCAAAACUGUUAAUAACCCAGUGUGUACGUGUGUGUGCCCAGAACAUCUCAAUGGAGCUUCUUGUGAAGGACUUACAGGCAGCGGAACAUGCAGUAGAACCAUCACUUUAGGGGAAAGUGGAUCCGAUACCAUAGCAACAACAAACCAACCAUACACUACUGGUCGAAAAUGUGUUUAUUUGAUCAAGGCGUCUGCUGGCUCCAGGAUAAGGUUCGAUCUAAACAAUAUGGAUAUAGCAAAAGAUAGUUCAACUUGCAUUGAUACACUGGAAAUACGAUAUAACCUUAUUGGAGAGCCGGGCCCUGAGUUUUGUGGCUCGACAACUGUCACAAAAACGAUGCUCAGUGGAGCUAACUCCGAAUCGCAUCUAGCCACAGUCAUAUGGGACACAACAUCAGGGUCAUCAUCAACCGCCGGAAAUGGUUUCUCCCUUACUGUCACAGCAAUCAAAUCAGGUUGCUACAAUCGACCCUGCAAGAAUGGAGGGACAUGUGCGGAAGAUUUGAAUAAUCCCGGCGGAUUUAUCUGCACAUGUCCAUCAGGUAUUGGAGGCAACGUCUGUAGCGAGGCUACAGGAACCGUUACGUGUAACGAGGGAGCAGAAAACGAUAUUGAUGGGACUUGCUUUUUGGAAGACGUAGGUGGAUCAUCAAUGCGAUUUGGGGAGACCAUAAGAUCGGGACAGUCUAUUGACCCACCGGAACCAGCUGACGGUCUCACUUUCUACCGCGUGGAUCCAACUGGGAGCUACUUUAAUACUGAUGCUGCUACUUUACAAUCGGCAAUUAACUUUCCAGAUGACGCUACACUAUGUGUGCGCUUUAAAGCCAUAGUCAAUGAUCCAACUGGGUCGGCGAGCCAACUGUCACUUCAGAUCAGCGAUGAUGCAAACACCUCUCCCACAAAUCUGCUAACUGUCGAUAACACUGGACUGACAUGGGUAUCAAAAGAACACGAAAUUUCACCAUCAUCUUCAAGUUUAAACAGGAAGAUUUAUUUUAGAGGCGUUUAUGGGGCAGGACAAGGAGUGUAUCUCGACGAUAUAUCUGUCUUCCAAGGAAAAUGCGAUUUGUGUACUCCAAACCCAUGUCAACAUGGAGGAUCUUGUGCACAGAGCGGAAACGAAAGACAAUGUACGUGUUCAACCGGAUUCCAGGGAGCCACAUGCGGUGACCUUGUUCAGUGCCUCUCCGACACCUGUAAGAAUGGUGGUACCUGUAUCAACACAAAUGGCGUCCUAUCAUGUGACUGUGUUUCAGGUUUUAUUGGACAAACAUGUGAAAACACAGACCUAUGUGCACCAAGCAAUCCUUGCAAAAAUGGCGGCACUUGUUCACAGACAGACAAUACAUUUACAUGCACGUGCGCUAGUGGAUUUUGGGGAACCAUUUGUGAUGUCAAUGAUUUAUGUUCAUCUUCAAAUAAUUGUCAAAAUGGGGCUACUUGUAUACAAACCGGAGUCACUACAACCUUUUGUAAUUGUGCCAGUGGGUUUUAUGGAACUACAUGCGGUCAAACAAAUGUUUGUUCAUCCCAGCCGUGUCAAAAUAGUGGCAGCUGCAACAGCGUUGGAAGUAACACUUUUUAUUGUAAUUGUGCAUCCGGCUUCCUGGCUGAGCUAUGCUAUGAGAGUGGUACUGGGUGUUCCUUUGAAUCUGACCAGAGCUGCCCGUUCAGUAAUGUUGGCUUUGAUAGUUUUGACUGGGAUGUAAGCACAUCAGGAGGAGGGCCUUUCACACCUCAGCAUGGCUCAUUGUUUAUGUCCAUAAACAAUAAUGGUCGACAAGUUGGUGAACAAGUUUGGCUUUAUGCGUCUUUAAGUCUACCAAAUGGCGAUAACUGCCUGACGUUCUACUAUAUAAUGUCCGGAGCCCCGGGGAAUUUUGGAGCAUAUUCAACAACAGCAUCAGGCAACACACUGUCCUCGAUAUGGUACAGACAAGGCGAAUCGCUUACUGAGUAUAAAGAGGCUAAAGCAGAUAUACCAUCUGGUCACACGAAGGUUGCGUUCAUAGUAACAAUAACAGUUACUGAUACUAAUGCAUAUGUAGCUCUCGACAACAUACGCAUUUAUCCAGGAACUUGUGAUCUUUGCAAACCCAACAUAUGUCAGAAUGGAGGAACAUGUACCGUGUCGGAUAACACAGCGACUUGUACAUGUCCCAGUGGUUACACAGGAACAACCUGCUCUGAAGUGACGCCGGUUUGCCUAACCAAUCCUUGUCUGAACGGCGGAAUAUGUUCUGGAAAUGCGGUUUCAUUCACCUGUGCAUGCGCUUCUGGAUUUUCUGGAUUAAUUUGUGAAAACAGUAACUCAGGUCCGUGUUCCACUUCACCAUGUCAAAAUGGGGGAGUCUGCAGCGUAUCGGGCUCAACCUUCAUCUGUUCUUGUACUGGCGCAUUCACCGGCAAUACGUGUGAAACAAGCAAUCCAUGCGUCACUAAUCCGUGUCAGAACAGUGGAACGUGUACCCCGGCAGGAUCAUCCUACACGUGCAGUUGUUCUACCGGCUUUACAGGAACUAACUGCGAAGUAAAUGAUCCAUGCAAACCUAACCCGUGCCAGAACAGUGGAACAUGUACAGCGUCGGGGUCACCAUACACGUGUAGUUGUACCUCUGGAUUUUUAGGAACUAACUGCGAUGUUGUCGAUCCGUGUGUACCUAACCCGUGCCAGAACAGUGGAACAUGCACAGCGUCCGGAUCAUCAUACACGUGCAGUUGUACUUCCGGUUUUUCAGGAAACAACUGUGACGUUAAUGAUGCUGCGACAAUUAUGGUCUGCUCGUUUGAGGUCGGCGAAUCAAACUGUGGAAUGGUCCAAAUCAAUAACGACUAUUUUGAUUGGAGUGUAAUUUCGGGUGCUGCGUCCGGUACAGGGCCUAGCAGCGCAUAUGACGGUAGCCGAUAUAUGUACAUAGAUACCAACACGGAAGUAUCUGGCACCUACGCUAUGCUGGGGAAAUUUAAUUUACCAGCUGAGAAAAAAUGCUUGACAUUCAACUACCACAUCAAAGGGCAGACAUACUAUCUUCAAGUCUACGCCGCUUCUCCUUUUGGAACGAUAUGGGAAACAAACGGCGCCAACAACAACGCUUGGCAAAGCCGUUCAAUCACCAUCUCAUCCAGCUACACAGCGAUUUACAUCGUUGGUUGGAAGGGAGAUGAUAACCAGGGUCACAUAGCCCUUGACAAUGUCCAAAUACGAAGCGGCUCUUGUACGUAAACCCAGAUCGGACCGGUACACGUUUACCAACCUACGACCUUACAAUGCUUCAAAAAUAUAAGUACCUUACUAUAUACAUAUACCAUGUAGUUUUUGUUUUCCGUAUUUUUUUCAUUGUAUAUUAAUCAAAAAAACAAUAUAUGAUUCAAAAUAAAUAUUUUUUUUGAA
Molecule: messenger RNA, 4572 nt
Organism: Pecten maximus
Lineage: Eukaryota; Metazoa; Mollusca; Bivalvia; Pectinida; Pectinidae
Product: neurogenic locus notch homolog protein 1-like
Exons: 38
Coding region: 43-4404 (1453 amino acids)
Biological process (GO): establishment or maintenance of epithelial cell apical/basal polarity; proteolysis; heterophilic cell-cell adhesion
Cellular component (GO): plasma membrane; protein-containing complex
Molecular function (GO): metalloendopeptidase activity; calcium ion binding; zinc ion binding
Source: RefSeq, a predicted model, not a curated record